AUGGACACGUCGUCAACCCUCGCGACGAGCGCCACCCCGACAAUUCCCGCCGAACAGCUUGCCGCACUUACAUCGCUGCUGUCGGGACUCACCGCUGCCGCUUCCGGCACUACCGCACCCGCCACGACAUCCGGCUCCAAUCGCAAUGCCUUCCCGAAGCAUGCGCGGUUGGACGGGCCGAAGACGUUCGCGAACUGGACACGCCAGCUUCGCCUGUGCCUAGCGGACGACAUCCGCUCCUACGUCCUCGACGGAAUCACCCCCGACGAUUGGACGCCUUCGCAACGCUCCGCCCGCGACGUCGUGGCACGCGAGAUCCUUGCAAACUCAAUCGACUCGGCCGAAGUCUCGGCAGUCCUCGACAAGAUCCCUACGGCCGACCUCACAGCGCCCAAGAUUUACUCGACGCUGAAAUCGCGAUACGCCCCUGAUGACGCCACUCGCACGCUCGAGCUCUUCUCGCGACUCUGGGGCUUCCGACCCAUGCCCGGAACGGUUGGCGAAUUUGACAGUUGGAUCAUGGACUUCAAGUCGGUCGCGCAAGAGAUCAUCGAUACGAAAACGACGAUCAACGACGUCCUUGCCACACUCCUCCUCGCGAUCGCCCACCCGUCACUCGAGAGCUUCAAGGCAACGUUCACCGACGAACAACGCACGCAACGAACUCUCCCUGACAUCGAUUCAGUGGCCGACCGUAUGCGAGUUCAACUCCGGUCAACGAACCUCUCCAACGAUCAAUCGGCCCUCCUUGCCUCGUCGUCGCCACGUUCUACCCGUACCAAGUGCCUCGCCUGUCGCAGCCCUUCUCACCGCGUCGCACAAUGCCCUACAAGGGCCCAGCAUCCACCGCCAGGCCCGUGUCGCUCCUGCAAGAAGAAGGACCACUGGUCUUUCGACUGCAAAAAGGCUCUUGAGGACGGGAAAACGCCCGACACCUCUGAUGCGCAACACCAUGUCGGAUGUCUCGCCACCGGUCUUCUCGCACAUCGUCGUCAGCUUCGCAACAACUCCUUCGUCGUCGACUCGGGUGCCACUUCGUGUGAAGAGUCCACUCUCAGCUCGACAGGGGCGCCUCGGUCGUUGCGCGCACUUGCUAGCCCGCCCCCGGCGGUGGGGACUUAGACGCGCGCGACUGCCUCAGCGCGCCAGCGCCGGCGGAUUCAUGCGCGCGCCCGCUAGCCCGCCCCCUUGCGGUGGGGACUUAGGCGCGCCGGCGAUUUCACCCGCGGCUGACUUAGGGAUGUACAUUGUGUUGAACUUCGCUCCAUCUCACUUCUAGGACAAUAUGCGCUCACUGAAGUAGAGGUGCCUCGCCUUUUGGUGCAGUGGUAUAUUGUUCCUUCAUAGGUUAUGAGCCCAGAGCAACCAGCAGGUCAUGAGUUCAAUCCCCCCUGGGGUCAGGCAAUUUUGCGCGCAUACACUCAGCGUCCCGGCCCCCGCACUUGCCCAGCGGCGUGCCAAGCACCCUGGCGCAUCGACAGUGCUCACAGUGCCCAAGCUGCACUUGCCCAAGCGACCUGAUCAACAUGCCCAGUUGCCUCACAAGCCGCACCCACUGCCACAAGCUCUUCAGCUUCGCGCACAGGGGGGUGUUGAACUUCGCUCCAUCUCACUUCUAGGACAAUAUGCGCUCACUGAAGUAGAGGUGCCUCGCCUUUUGGUGCAGUGGUAUAUUGUUCCUUCAUACAUUGUCACGCGCCUGGGACUAUCCCAGCGUGGCCCCCCCCCUUUCUGUUUCUUAGCUUCCUUCUCAUCACUUCUGUUCGACUCUCAACCUCUCCUGACAGUAGUGGUGAACGUCUCAUAGGUACGCUGAAAUAGAUCACUUCUGUUCGACUCUCAACCUCUCCUGACAGUAGUGGUGAACGUCUCAUAGGUUAUAAGCCCACGAGCCACCAGCUGGCAUGACCACGACACCACCCCUCGCGACGGGUGCCAACCCUCCGAUUCCCGCCGAACAGCUCGCCGCACUUACAUCGCUGCUGUCGGGUCUCACCGCUGCCGCUUCCGGCACUGCCACACCCGCCACGACGUCCGGCACCACUCGCACUGCCUUUCCAAAGCACGCACGCUUGGAUGGUGCGAAGACCUUCGCGAACUGGACACGCCAACUUCGCCUGUGCCUAGCGGACGACAUCCGCUCGUACGUCCUCGACGGUAUCGCACCCGACGACUGGACACCUUCGCAACGCUCCGCUCGCGACGCCGUCGCUCGUGAGGUCCUUGCGAAUUCGAUUGACUCGGCCGAAGUCUCGGCAGUCCUCGACAAAAUCCCUACCGCCGACCUGACAGCGCCGACAAUCUACUCGACGCUGAAAUCGCGGUACGCCCCUGACGACGCCACCCGCACGCUCGAGCUCUUCUCACGACUCUGGGGUUUCCGUCCCAUGCCCGGCACGGUUGCCGAAUUCGACGGGUGGAUCAUGGACUUCAAAGCCGUUGCGCAAGAGAUCAUCGACACAAAGACAACUAUCAAUGAUGUUCUCGCCACACUCCUCCUUGCAAUCGCCCACCCGUCCCUCGAGAGCUUCAAGGCGUCGUUCACCGAUGAACAGCGCACGCAACGAACUCUCCCCGACAUUGAUUCGCUUGCCGACCGUAUGCGAGUCCAACUUCGGUCAACGAACAUCCCCAGCACUCAAUCGGCCCUUCUUGCCUCGUCGUCGUCACGUUCUACUCGUCUCAAGUGUCUCGCCUGUCGCAGCCCUUCGCACCGAGUCGCGGAGUGCCCUACGAGGGCGCAACACCCGCCGCCAGGACCCUGUCGCUCCUGCAAGAAGAAGGAUCACUGGUCUCUCGACUGCAAGAAGGCGCUCGAGGACGGCAAAAAGCCCGACACCGCUGACUCGACCGUCGACUCGCAACACCAUGUCGGAUGUCUCGCCACCGGUCUUCUCGCUCGUCGUCGCCAGCUUCGCAACCACUCUUUUGUCGUCGACUCGGGCGCCACUUCGCACAUGGUCUCGGACAAGUCGCUGUUCACGACCUAUCGCCAUAUCGCUCCUACGAAGAUUGGUGGUAUUGCAGGGGGCAUCAACGCCAUCGGAACGGGAAACAUCGCCUUCAUUGCCGCCUCGGGUCAUCCGAUCACGCUUACCGGCGUGCUGCACACUCCGGGCCUGUUUGUCAAUCUUCUCUCGGUCUCUCGACUUUGCGACACCGACGAUGUCCGUGUCGCCUUCACAAAACACGGCAUCCACAUUGACAAGGACGGCAACGACAUCGCUGAAGGCGCACGACUCGACGAAGGGCUCUACUUGCUGGACGCUGAUCAUUCCAAAUGUCAGCACCUUGCUCUCCUUUCUCGCUCACAGUCGUCCGUGCCCCUGCUGACUCUCCAUCGCUGCCUCGGCCAUCUCGCACCGUCCUCCAUACAGAAGAUGGUUGCCGCUGGUUUGCUGGAGGGUCUCAGGGCCGGAUAUAGUGACGAAGAGGUAGAGAAGUUUGUCUGCAAUGCUUGCCUCAGCGCAAAGGGCCAUCGUCUUCCCUUUCCCGAUUCGGAUUCGCACUCCUCAGAGAGACUCGGCCUUGUACACAGCGAUGUGCUUUCCUUCCCCGAGCGGUCCUUGACUGGCAAACGUUACCUGGUCACAUUCCUUGACGAUUACUCGCGCAAACUCUGGGCCUACGCAAUCGGACACAAAAGCGAAGUCUUCGGCAUAUUCAAAACUUGGCUAGCCGAGGUUGAACUCGAGACGGGUGCGACGCUGAAGGUCCUCCGAACCGACAACGGUGGCGAAUACUGUUCGAGAGCGUUCACAGAGUUCUGCAAGACACGAGGCACCCGUCGACAAUACUCUAUCCCACGCACGCCUCAACAGAACGGUCGUGCAGAGCGGGUCAAUCGUUCCAUUGUCGAAGGCGUCCUUGCCCUCCUUGUCGACGCCCACCUACCCAAGACAUUCUGGGAGGAGGCUGCAGCUUAUUUCGUUUACUGCAAGAACCUGUGUCAACACGCGGCCCUGGACAAGGCAACACCAAACUCCGUCUGGCAGGGUGACCACACCACUGCCUCGGCGCUUCACCCGUUCGGCUGUACAGCUUGGCUUACGGUCGCGCCCGAACUUCGCUCCAAACUCGACCCGAAGGCGGUUCGCGUUUUUUUCACCGGCUACGACCUGGCUUCAAAAGCCUUUCGCUUCUACGACACUACAACACAGAAGAUUAUACUUGGCAGAAAUGCCACGUUCCUCGACACUGAAUUCCCCGGAUUACAUGGCGACCCCACUGAGCAAGACGGCGACACGCACUUCGCCAGCGCUCCCACCACCGAAUCUCAAACCGUUGUCAAGACAUGGACCCCACUAGUAAGGUCGGCGCACAUGGACGUCUCAUCCCCCCUUGAUGAUUCUGCCAUGAGCGCCGUUGACGUGGCCCCAGGGUACACUGGCGGAACCUUACUUAACUUCACAGAUGCCGAAUCGUCCUCGUCACCGUCGCCUGCGUCGCCCUCAUCACCGUCGUCUGCGCCAUCGCCUGCACUUUCACCAUCGUCGGCUGCGUCAUCGUCACCCUCGGCCUUACCGACCGACUCUGAAGACUCCGCCGAUCCCCUCGACCUCCUCGGCUCACAGCCCCAGGUUCGCCUCGAUCUACAGGACGUGCACCACCCAGACUUCAGCACGUACCGCGAGCCCGCAUCGGCUGAGGAGUCGCCCGACGAACUCGACCUCAUUGGGCGCCACUCUCGCGACGAAUCUCCGGACGAAAUCGAUUUCCUCACCCGACACCACCGCGCCUUCAUCGCCAUCGACGACGACACCUCUGACACAGAGGCAAUUCAGCCAGUCAAGUCCAUCACGAGCGACCCACAGACCUGGCGCGAGGCGAUGUCUAGCGACAAGCGUGAAGUAUGGGCCAAAGCCGCCACCGACGAGUUCACCUCCAUGCGCGACGACUUCAAGGUCUUCACCAUCGAGGACCGAGCCACGGUGCCCGCGGGUGCGACUAUCGUUACAUCCAAGUUCGUCUGGAAAACGAAACGGAACGCACUCGGCGAAGUCACUGGACACAAGGCAAGGCUGGUCGCGCAAGGCAAUCGGCAACGCGACGGCAUCGACUUCAACGAAACGUUCGCACCGGUCGCACGCUUCUCCUCGAUACGCUCACUCCUCGCGCUGGCGGCCGCCAACGGCUUGCACGUGCACCAGGCGGACAUCGACAAAGCAUAUCUGCAUGGCGACCUUGACCACGACAUCUGGAUGACGGCACCGCGCGGCUUCGACCUUCCCAGCGACAAGGUGCUUCGCCUGCGACGCUCCAUCUACGGGCUCAAACAGGCUGGCCGAAUCUGGAAUCGACACAUCGACGCUUCGCUUCGGGCCCUCGGUUACACGGCGACGGGCACCGACCACUGCGUAUACUCUUGGCUCGAUGAUCGUCAAUGUCCACACUACAUCGCACUGUACGUCGACGACCUCCUGAUGAUCAGCCCGGAACUGGCCGAAAUCGAACGUGUCAUCUCAGGCCUGGACCAACGCUACGGAGUCAAGCGCCUCGGCCCGGCCGAGUAUAUCCUCGGCAUCCAGAUCAGGCGGUUCGACGACGGCUCUAUCGCCCUAUCCCAGGAACGGUACAUCAUGGACGUGCUCGCUCGGUUCCACUUCGACACCACGACUCGCGGCACUACAGUUCCGAUGACUCCCGGCCUUUCGCUCACUGCUAUCCCGGGUCAAGGCACCGAACGGAUCAGGUCAUGGUAUCUGCAGGCUAUCGGCUCGCUCCUCUACAUUUCGCUCGGUACCCGCCCUGACAUCGCCUUCGCCGUGUCCUACCUGGCCCGCUUCGCCAACAACCCCGGUCGUCGUCAUUGGAUUGCGGUCAAGCACAUCCUACGCUAUCUCCGGGCCACGUAUCGCAACGAACUCGUGUAUGCUCGCGGCCAGGCUCGCAUCACGGGUGUGGUAGGCUACUCCGACGCGAACUGGGGGGCCUGCAUCGACACAUCGGUGUCCACCAUGGGCUACGUCUUCUACAUCGCUGGCUCGGCCGUGUCCUGGUCGUCCAAACGCCAGUCUCGAGUUGCCGAUUCGACCACCGACGCUGAAUACCUCGCCCUCUCGCAUGCUGGCAAGGAAGGGAUUUACCUCAGUCAGCUGCUCGAAGAGCUCCAUGUACAACCUGUUGCACCGGCUCACAUCUUUACUGACAACGAAGCCGCUGCUGCAGUUGCUCACGAUCCUGUCCGCGUCUCUGGCACUCGGCACAUACGCUUGCGUGAGCACUUCGUUCGGGACAUGGUGAAUCGGGGCGACAUCUCUCUCUCGCAUGUGGGUACCAGCGACAUGGUGGCCGACAUCUUCACCAAGGCUCUCGGCCCAAAGGUCUUCUCAACGCACUGCUACGCCCUCGGCCUUCGCACUCGACACCCGCGGCUUGGGUCUGCCUCGCAUUCGCGUGGGGGGGGGUGUGAAGAGUCCACUCUCAGCUCGACAGGGGCGCCUCGGUCGUUGCGCGCACUUGCUAGUAUGAAGGAACAAUAUACCACUGCACCAAAAGGCGAGGCACCUCUACUUCAGUGA
Molecule: messenger RNA, 6521 nt
Organism: Microbotryum saponariae
Lineage: Eukaryota; Fungi; Basidiomycota; Microbotryomycetes; Microbotryales; Microbotryaceae
Source: the annotation of a GenBank genome assembly